Aricia agestis (brown argus) is the source of this 1606-nucleotide messenger RNA. RefSeq lists its product as uncharacterized. NCBI's taxonomy places the organism in Eukaryota, Metazoa, Arthropoda, Insecta, Lepidoptera, Lycaenidae. The record is from RefSeq and is a predicted model, not a curated record. The coding region runs from base 15 to 1394 and encodes 459 amino acids. The transcript is spliced from 9 exons.
GGUUGUCGUACAAGAUGAUGUCCAAAAUAUUUUUCGUUGCCGCCUUUCUUUUCAUAAACGGCUGUGUUGCUGAUCCAGCCCUUUUCCUGGACACAAACUGCAAGAUCAACGACAAUGAGUGCGCCGACAGAAUCUUCACCAAGGCCACCGAGGUCGUCAUCGCUGGUGCUGAGUCUCUUUACAUCGACUCCGUAGACCCCCUGGAGUUCGACGUCGUCGAAGGAAACCUGACCAUCAUCGACUACAAACUCGAGAACAGCACCAUCACUGGAUUCAAGAGCUGCAAGCUCGUCAGCGUCAAGACUAACUGGGCCUCCUCUAAGCUGAACCUUCAGCUCGAAUGCCCCGCUGACGCCAAGAUUGUUGGCAAGUUCGACAUCAAAGGUCGCAUCUUCAGCGGUCCCAUUGCCGGAACCGGCGACUACGAAUUCACUCUUGGAACUUUCAAGGUCAACCUGGCUGCCAGAUUCUCGAAAAAGAUCCGUAGCGACCGCAACAUUCGCCUGGUCAUCAAGAACUUCGUGUCCAGGGCUCAAGUCAAGACCCCAACCAAGGCUGUCUUCACCAACCUUAAAACCGAAGACCUCUCCAAAUUCACCCCUCUCACCUGGAAGGCUGUUGGUGAUGUCCUGCAGGAACCAAUCCUCUUCGCCAGCAUGAAGAAGAUCCUCAACAACUUGAACCUUUACCUGAGAUCCGUGACCUUCGAAACCGAAAUCGCUGCGUCCAACGACUUCAUCUCACCAUUCUGCAAUACUCUACCAACAUGUGGACCAAACGAUAUCGCUUGUAUGGAGAAGAAGGCGAACGCAGUUUACCAGAUCAUUAUGAAAGGAGAUCCAGAAAGAAACAUAGAGCCCCAUGAACCCUUAUUCCAGGAUUAUAUUGAAGGAAACCUUUCGGUGCUGGAAUAUAAAUAUUAUAACUCUACAUACACUGGUAUGGACACUUGCAAAAUCAGCAAUUUAAGUUGGGAUGCAAAAUCCUCAACCAUGAGUUUUGACUACGAGUGUGCACCAAUCAAAAUAGACGGGAAGUAUGAAAUCACCGGCAGGCUUAUUGUCUUGCCCAUCGAAGGGAAGGGAGAUUAUCAAAUACAGACAAAUGGCUACAAGCUACGCGUUGACUGUGGAAUGAGCAUAGUCGAGAAGGCUGACGGCACCAAACACUGGCAUAUCAACACUUACAAAUUAGACGCAACAGCCACUGGACCUUUAGUUUUUUCUUACACAAAUCUAUUCAAUGGCCAAAAGGAUCUAUCGGACACUCUACAUAAGUUCGCUAACGCAAAUUGGAAAGAAGUAGCUGAGAUAGUAGAAGAUCCCGUGUGGUACGCGCAUGCGAAGAAAAUUAUUGCUGCUGCGAACAAAUACUUGAAAUAUGACAAUAUUUAAACUGAAAUAAAGUCUAUUAUAAACGAGUCUCGUUUACUAAUAAUAUUUACGCAGUGUAUUAGCUGGUAUUAGUAUUCAGGAUCCGCUGUCUUUAUUUUUCACGUAAGUUUCCCAAUGUGCUUAACAAAGACAAGCAGAUAUUCUGUAUAGUAUACUCGACAAGUUGAAAAUGGUACAAAAUGGUAUAAACUUACUUAUAUAAAUAAGUAGAA